This is a messenger RNA of Emericellopsis atlantica, 1317 nucleotides long. RefSeq lists its product as uncharacterized. The record is from RefSeq and is a predicted model, not a curated record. NCBI's taxonomy places the organism in Eukaryota, Fungi, Ascomycota, Sordariomycetes, Hypocreales, Bionectriaceae. The transcript is spliced from 3 exons. Bases 197 to 1078 code for a protein of 293 amino acids.
UUGUCGCAUUGUUCUCUUCCAGAUGCACAAGCCCUUGCGCUGCUGGCGCUGUACGAGUUGGAACGAGGCAGUCUGGAUUCCGCUUGCCACCGCAGCAAUCAAGCAGUCCAUCACUUGUACGCCGCCCAUGUUGCAAUGGGACCAGGGGCCAGUAACGAAAAUGCGGUGCUGAGUGCCGUCCGGAGGGACGUCCUCUAUGCCGCCAUCUCACUCGCACGGUAUGUCGUAUUUUUCAGGCGUCGUUGCUUUUACUAAUCUUGCCCCCAGGAUGAUUCGACUCGCUAUUUCGCAUGUAAAAGACGCGGCCAGUUACUGUGUCAAGCGUCAAUGGUCCAUCGGCAUGGACAUGAUCAACUCGAUUGGGUUCCACGUUAAUGCCCAAAUUGAGCAGCUGCUCAGCUGGACAGAGCCCCGGCCAUUUGAAUUCUCGUCCGCGUCGUUGAGCAUAGGACCGGCAUUGAGCCAGCUCACGAGCUGGGUGUACUGCUUUUCGGUGCGAGCCCAGAUAUUCGUCGAUGACGUGCUUCCCGAAUCGCUUCUGGAUACAUAUUCCGCGUGUCUAGCCUGGUACGCAUCCAAGCUGCAGGCCAUCAAGGUCCCAGAAGGCGGCUCAGGGCCUUUCGAUCAUAUGUAUUAUCACUUCUGUGUACUGGCACUGUUCCGGCCGUUUUGCCAUCUGCAAUGCGUCACGAUGCCCGUGUCUCCGCGACAGGUCUGCCAGGAGUCAGCCGAGGCGGUCCUUGCCAUGGGGAAGGCGUGCAAGGAUGCCAAGGUCGAGAAAUUCGAUCUGCCAUGUUUCGCGCCAUUCUUUCUGCAUGGGGCAGGUCUGAUAGAAAUAGAUAUUGUCGAGGGUGGGGCUAGAGACGAAGGGGUAGAUAUGUCGACGAUAACGCUGCCGUCGCAGAGCGACCCCUGGCUGUGGCUGGGAGAUGCCGUCGAACCUUGGUCCUUGGGCAACAAGGCGUUGAAACAGCUCACGGAACUGUCUGGCCGUUUCGAAGCUGCGCGGAAGUCGCAAGCGGCCUUGAGAGCAGCUUUGCAGGAUAGGAGUGGGUUGGUAGAAGACGCGGUGAGGUGACGUGGUCGUUCGGCAAGCGGUUCUGGCUCGGUGACUUGGCUUGGUGCUGUAAAAGCGCAGAAAUCGUAAAUGAACUGAAGUGUAGCCGGAUGUUAGUAUCUCGAUAUGUGAUGUUGGAGGAAAGAGGUAGAAGUCUGUGAUGAUGAUGACUGGGUACUACCUAAGGUAUGGGUAAACCAAGGCAAUCCUCUUGUUUAUCCGUAGGUACCUUAAGGUAGGAAAGAAACGCUCACAGGGGC